Musca vetustissima is the source of this 1653-nucleotide messenger RNA. RefSeq names its product zinc finger protein sens. Gene Ontology annotation, cellular component: nucleus. The transcript has 4 exons. Bases 1 to 1653 code for a protein of 550 amino acids. The record is from RefSeq and is a predicted model, not a curated record. NCBI's taxonomy places the organism in Eukaryota, Metazoa, Arthropoda, Insecta, Diptera, Muscidae.
AUGAACCAUUUAUCACCACCACCCUCACCCCAAUCCAAGGCCGGACAAUUCAAUUCAGCUGCAUCGUCGGCGGCUUUGGAUUCCAAAAAUUGGAUACAAAAAGCAUCGGCCUUUAAUAAUGUUAUGGCCACGGCUGCUGCUCAAAAAUUAAAUACCAGAGACAUCCCACCCUUCUUGUACAACCCCUUGCUGUACUCCAGUGCCUUGUUGUGGCCACAAUUCCUGCUAUCAUCAGCAUCGGCCUUACAUACCCCGCAUACACCCAUUACACCCAAAUCUCCCUUUAAUGCCAGCCUCAAUAGUCGUGAUUAUGCCCUCACCCCCGAAAAGGAAGAUCUCUCCGGCUCUUCUCAGGAGGAAAAUACCAGCAUUAAUGAAGAUAUGCCAUUGAACUUGUGCAUAAAACGUGAAUCGACCAAUGAGGAGCAAGCCUCCUUAGGUGGUACACCACCACCACUAAGGGCUGUUAAUUUGAAAUCUUCCUCACCCAAAACACCCGAAGAUGAAUAUGAAUCGUCGUUAAAAAUGCGAUCACACACCAAUUCCAUAUGGUCACCGGCCAGUAUGUGUGCUCAAACGAAUACCAGCAGCCUGCCGACCAACACCCACCCCCACCAUGCCGAUGAUGAUGAGCACAUGGAAAUGGAUCCAAUUGUAAGGAAAUUCAAAUAUGAACGCCGCAACAGUUUUAGUCGUCACCAGCAACAACAACCUGUCCAGGAUAGUAACCUCUUGACACCCCUCUCAUCAAUUUCCGGCCCUGCCACAUUUCCCCGCACGAAUUUCAAUCACAAGGCGAAUAUCGAACUCGAAUCGGCUCAACAACAAAUCAAUGCUCAUCGAAAUGCCUUCAUGGCCGGCUUGGCUGGUAACAAUUUGGAACUGCUUAAGCAGCAUCUAAAAGUUCAAACACAGCGUGAAUUGGAAUUAUUGCGUCAGCAGCGUGUUGAUUUAUUCGUACAACAACAACAGCAAUCGAGUGAUAACGACAGUAUUAGCGAGGAAUACAACAAGGAGCAGGAGAAUAAAUUAUCUUUGUUGCAACAUCAUCAAUAUAUGGCAGCUGCAGCAGCAGCGGCGGCCGCAGCAUCACAACAACAUCACCAGCAGCAGCAACAUCCUGAUUCGACAGCCGCGAUUGGUAGUAGUCCAGCAGAUGGUCUACAUUCGUCAUCGUGUCAUCCGGAUAGUGAUGGUGGCCACAGUGGUGGUAAUAACUCGAACAACGGUGAAAAGAGAGUGGCGAGAAAUUUUCAGUGUAAACAAUGCGGCAAAGCUUUUAAACGCUCCUCAACUCUGUCUACCCACUUGCUGAUACACAGUGAUACCCGGCCAUAUCCCUGUCAAUAUUGUGGCAAACGUUUCCAUCAGAAAUCGGAUAUGAAGAAACACACAUAUAUUCAUACUGGUGAAAAACCCCACAAAUGCACCGUGUGCCUUAAAGCCUUCAGCCAAAGUUCCAAUUUGAUUACUCACAUGCGCAAGCACACCGGCUACAAGCCCUUCGGUUGCGGUCUCUGCGAUCAGGCCUUCCAACGUAAAGUCGAUUUGAGACGUCAUCGCGAGAGCCGUCACGAGGAUCAUUCCAUGUCAACGGGGGCAAGUAGUCAAGCACCGACCAUGAUUAAAAUGGAAGUUAGCAGCAGUUGUUAG